UUUCCCUGUGCGGCCCAAGUCCGGAACUGACUUCACCCACCAAGUUCUCCGUUCUCUCUCUUCCUCCCGGUCUUUCUCCUUGUCUCUCGCAUCCUUUAAGUUUCAGCACCAGGAAAGCUGCUGGUCUUUGCAAAGCGGCUCAGGGAACCUUUCCAAGCGAAGGACUGGGGAGAUCUUUGGCCAAUCCAGUCAUGUCUCUGGGCUGCAUUUACACACGGCUGAGUUCUCUGCUUCGAACAUCCCAUGUGAUGCUUUUCCAUCAUCCCAGUUGUGCCAUCCAUGCCUCCAGUGUCACACUUGCUGGACACAACAAAUGGUCCAAAGUCAAACAUAUUAAGGGGCCUAAAGAUAUUGCACGUGCCUUGGUCUUCCAAAAACUUACCAUGAUGAUUCGUUUUGCUGUGAAGGAAGGAGGAUCCAACCCAAAUUUUAACAGUAAUUUAGCCAACAUUAUUGAGGUGUGUCGAAGGAAGAAUAUGCCAAAAGGCUCUAUUGAAACAGCCAUAUCUGGUGCGGACAAAAUAAAAUCCGUCUAUCACCUCUGUGGUGUCCGAGGUCCGGGUGGCUCAUCCUUAUAUGUCGAGAUACUGACAGACAACUUAAAGAGGACUUCCAAUGAAAUCCGACAUCUUUUAAACAAAAAUGGGGGGAGUAUUACCGAAGGGAUUCACAAUCAUUUUGAAAAAAAGGGGAUUGUGACUGUCAGCAAGGAAGACAAAUCCGGCAAUCCUGUCAGCUUGGAUCGGGCAUUUGACUUGGCAAUUGAAGCCGGAGCUGAAGAUGUAGAGGAAGAGGAAGAGGAGGAUGAGAAGGUGGUGCUCAGGUUUAUUUCUGCUGUGUCCACCUUGCACCAAGUACGUGAAAAACUGGAGUCGCUAGGUCUUUGUUCUUUGUCUGCUGGCCUUGAAUUCAUCCCAGUUGUUCAUGCCCAGCUAUCAGACGCAGAGAUGGAAGGGGCUAUGAAGUUGUCAGAGGCUCUUGAGGACCACGUAGACGUUGUGCGGGUAUAUAACAACAUCGCUUAAUUUUACCUCCAGGAGCUACUGAAGUCUUACCAGCUAAAUUCUGGUUUUAUUUCUCUCUCCCCCCACCUCCCAGUCCAAAUCAAGACUAUUAAUGGUAAAUGAGAUUUGCUAUGUUUCAGACAUGCCCGUGUGCCUUUUUGCCCUCCUUUUCAAGUUCCUUGUCGGAAGACAACCCCAUGGCAUGUACAAAAUGGGGUGCUAGAAAAGGGCUUGGGCAAGAAGAUAACUUGGACAGUUUCUGCCAGAAAUAUCUGGGAUUGUUUCCUGGCUUCCAUCAGACAGGGUUGCUGUCUUAUUAGCACCUCAGUAUAACCAAACAAUAACAUCCAAACAGAUAAUUCCCAAGCCAACAGUGAUACGUUAACUGAAAGAUCGGUAAUCUUAAUAUAACUGGAUACCUUCUUGGUCCAUUUUUCCUGAAUUGUUGGGAGAUAGUUCUGCAAGCUCAUGAAAAAUCUUAGACACACACACACACACCGCUGGAGAGAAAUGCAGUUUUUAUGUAUGAUGGACCCAGUUUGGAUAUAUACUUAGCUCCUUUGACAUAUCUCUGUGAUGGACAUUAAAAGCAUCCGAAUAGCCAUUCUGAAUCAUACUA
Molecule: messenger RNA, 1623 nt
Organism: Ahaetulla prasina
Lineage: Eukaryota; Metazoa; Chordata; Lepidosauria; Squamata; Colubridae
Product: translational activator of cytochrome c oxidase 1
Exons: 6
Coding region: 192-1025 (277 amino acids)
Cellular component (GO): mitochondrion
Source: RefSeq, a predicted model, not a curated record